Aspergillus calidoustus is the source of this 1317-nucleotide messenger RNA. The record is from the annotation of a GenBank genome assembly. NCBI's taxonomy places the organism in Eukaryota, Fungi, Ascomycota, Eurotiomycetes, Eurotiales, Aspergillaceae.
AUGGCGAUGAAAACACCCCUCUCAGUCCAGCGCACUUGUGGCCAAUGCAUCCGCCAAAGAUACCUCCAUCCGAACCGAACAACAGCAACCCGAUACCUCUCCACGAGUAAUCCGCUCCGCUCCGCCCCGAAAGCGAACCCCCUACGCACAACCGGGAACGCGCGAGCUGUGCGCCCGAAUGAACAGGAUGUUGCGAAGUACCGCCGGUCGAUGAUCAUCUCCGCGAGCGGGAUCGCGGCGUGUGCGGUGGCCAUGUACGGUGUGAUUACGCUCGAUGCGUUUGGGUUAGAGGCUACGCAGGCCAAGGAGGCGGAUGGGAAGGAUGAGGUCAAGGAUAAUGCCCCAUCGGGGAUCAAGCUGGAGGGGCCGGAGGGAUUCCCUCAUAGUCCGUCUGUGAUUCGGAUCCAGGGACAGGACGGUGCGGAGGAGGUCGCGACGGGGACGAGCACGAUCCCGACUUUUCCGUCGACGAUUCGGUUACCGAGAUACCAGCAAUCAUCUGCUACGCUUGCGCCUGGUGAUGAGAUCCCCGUCGCGACCGGCGCCGAGGAUGAGGACGAGUAUCAGCUCCUGGGACUCGGUGUGCGCACGGUCUCGUUUUUGAAGAUUCAGGUCUACGUCGUUGGACUGUACGUGGCCAAGUCUGAUAUCUCGGAGCUGCAGCGGCGUCUCAUUGAGACGGCUGUUCAUCCGCCCACCGAUGAUCAGGUCAUUGCGAACCCCGUUGGAGCUACAUCUGCUACAUCACUUGUCUCUACCGAACGCCAGCUACUAAAGCAGCUCCUCCUCGACGAGGAAAAGGGCGAAGAUGCCUGGAACGCAAUAAUCAAGGAUAACGGCCUUCGCACCGCCUUCCGAAUCGUCCCAACCCGUAACACAGACUUCAUCCACCUCCGCGACGGCUGGGUACGCGGUAUAACCGCGCGCGCGCAAAAGGCCAAUGCCAAGGCUAAUGUCAAUGCUGAAGGCCAGCCAGUGUCCACUCGCGGAGAAUUCGAGGACGAAUCCUUCGGCGCCGCAAUGAGCGACUUCAAGAAGCUCUUUGGCGGCGGUCAGCGCAAGAACGUCCCCAAGGGCCAGACACUGCUUCUGCUGCGGAACGAGCGCGGCGAGCUCGAUGUGCUGUUCGGGGCCGACCCUGAAAAGCCGUGGCGGUUCAUGGGCCGUGUCUCGGAUGAGCGGGUUAGUCGGCUGGUUUGGUUGAAUUACCUUGCCGGAAAGAAUGUUUCGAGUGAGGAUGCACGGAAGAGUGUUGUGGAUGGGGUUAUGGGUGUUGUUGAGCGGCCUGUUGGGACGCUUGUUCAGAAGGUCUUGUAG